Aphis gossypii (cotton aphid) is the source of this 1730-nucleotide messenger RNA. It is a transcript of the gene PIG-A, whose product is annotated as phosphatidylinositol N-acetylglucosaminyltransferase subunit A. The record is from RefSeq and is a predicted model, not a curated record. Gene Ontology annotation, molecular function: phosphatidylinositol N-acetylglucosaminyltransferase activity. Gene Ontology annotation, cellular component: glycosylphosphatidylinositol-N-acetylglucosaminyltransferase (GPI-GnT) complex. Gene Ontology annotation, biological process: GPI anchor biosynthetic process. NCBI's taxonomy places the organism in Eukaryota, Metazoa, Arthropoda, Insecta, Hemiptera, Aphididae. The transcript is spliced from 11 exons. Bases 322 to 1644 code for a protein of 440 amino acids.
UGCUACUAGCCAUGCUUGAAUGCUUCAUUCCUUGUCCUGCUUGUCAGUAAUUUGGAAUCAUUAAACAAUAAAUAAUAAAAUUGUUAAUAUUUAUUUUGAUUGUUGCAACUGCGAUUCUAUUUGAUAUUUCUUAUUUAAUUAUUUUUUUUUUCUAAAUUAUUAUAUUAUAGUAAUUAGUUUAUACUUCAUACCUAACUACUAGGUAGCACAGAUUAAUGAGGUGGAAUAUAAUAUUGCUCCAGUUAUUAUUGUAAUCAAAAUCUUCUUCAGGUCCUCCCGAAAUUAUUCAACGACUUACGGUCAAUCUGUGUAAAUUUCAAAAUGAAACACAAAAUUUGUAUGGCAUCAGAUUUUUUUUACCCAAAUAUGGGCGGAGUGGAAGAACACAUAUUCAAUUUGUCACAAUGUCUUUUAAUGAAAGGAUAUAAAGUUAUUGUCUUAACUCAUUCAUACCAAGAUAGAGUUGGAGUACGCUACAUGACAAAUGGAUUGAAAGUAUACUAUUUACCAAUUAAACCAUUCUAUAACCAAUGUGUUUUACCUUCAAUGGUUUCUUCUUUACCAUUGAUUAGAUAUGUCUUAGUUCGUGAACAAAUAACUAUUAUACAUGGACAUUCAGCAUUUUCAACUUUAGCUCAUGAAACAAUGAUGAUUGGUCGUUUACUUGGCAUCCAAACAGUAUUCACAGACCAUUCACUAUUUGGAUUUGCAGACACUUCAGCUAUUAUAACAAACAAAUUUUUAGAAAUGUCAUUAGCUGAUUGUAACCAUUGCAUUUGUGUAUCACAUAUUGGUAAAGAAAAUACAGUAUUACGAGCUCGUGUUAACCAUCACAGAGUUUCAGUCAUACCAAAUGCUGUUGAUACAACAGCAUUUGUUCCAAAGUUGGAAUUAAGAGCAAAAAAUAAAAUUACGAUUGUUGUGGUUAGUCGUUUGGUUUAUAGAAAAGGUGUUGAUUUGUUAGCUCAAAUUAUUGCUGAUGUUUGCUUAAAAAAUCAAAAGGUUCAAUUUAUUAUUGGUGGGGAUGGUCCUAAACGUGAACUACUUGAAGACAUACGUAACAAUUUGAAUAUUGGUGAACAAGUAACAUUACUAGGUAGCUUGGAGCAUUCACAAGUAUGCAAUGUACUUAAUCGUGGACAUAUAUUUUUAAAUACAUCUUUAACAGAAGCAUAUUGUAUGGCUAUUGUUGAAGCUGCUUCUUGUGGAUUAAAGAUUGUUAGUACAAGAGUAGGUGGUAUACCAGAAGUAUUACCUCCAGAACUGAUAAUUUUAACUGAACCUAAUGUUCCAUCUAUACUCCAGGGAUUAUAUAAAGCUAUUAACCAAGUAAAUAGUGAACUUGGUGUUCCACCAAUUGAAUGUCACCAAAAAGUGCAAUCACUGUAUAACUGGAUGAAUAUUGCCAAAAGAACAGAGAUAGUAUAUAAUAUGGUAUCAUUAGAAUCGCCAAAAAGUUUAGGAAAACAAUUGCGCAGUUACAUUCCAACUGGAGUAUAUCCAUUUCUACUAGUAGUAUCAUUUAUGCAUAUAUUGUUAAGACUUUUGGAUUGGUGGAUUCCACGUUCAGAUAUAGACCUGGCCAAGGAUUAUAAAAUCAAGGAUAAUAGAGUAAAUCCUAAUUUGCCAGUUAUUGAAAAUUGAUAACACACAUUUUGUUAAAUUUUAAUUUAUUCUAUAAAAUGUAUUUUAAAUUUAACAGUUUUAAAAUAAACUUAUUUAUGGACGGA